Messenger RNA from Coturnix japonica (Japanese quail), 2922 nucleotides. RefSeq names its product PDZ and LIM domain 3 (gene PDLIM3). The record is from RefSeq and is a predicted model, not a curated record. Gene Ontology annotation, biological process: actin cytoskeleton organization; heart development; muscle structure development. Gene Ontology annotation, molecular function: actin binding; muscle alpha-actinin binding. Gene Ontology annotation, cellular component: adherens junction; Z disc; filamentous actin. Lineage: Eukaryota; Metazoa; Chordata; Aves; Galliformes; Phasianidae.
AGGAAUAAAGCACAGUGCUUGGGGUGACCACAACAUCCCAGGCAUCAGCUGCCCUGUCCUGCAGGUGCUCAGCACACAUCAUCCUGCAGCUCAGCCCCUCACACACACCAAAGGAAAACAAGCAGGAACCCAGCAGCACCCAGCCACGAUGCCACAGAACGUUAUUCUUCCAGGACCGGCACCCUGGGGAUUCAGGCUCUCAGGAGGAAUAGAUUUUAACCAACCUUUGAUCAUAACCAGGAUUACACCUGGAAGCAAGGCUUCUACUGCCAACUUGUGCCCUGGUGAUGUUAUUGUGGCUAUCAAUGGCCUAAGCACAGAGAACAUGACACACAAUGAUGCGCAGGAAAGAAUCAAAGCAGCUGCACAUCAGCUUUCCUUGAGAAUAGAGAGGGCACAAACUAAAUUAUGGUCCCCACAAGUUUCAGAAGAUGGCAAAGCAAAUCCCUUCAAGAUAAACUUGGAAGCUGAACCACAGGAUAUGAACUACUUUGAACACAAGCACAAUAUUCGGCCCAAACCUUUCAUACUCCCAGGCCGAAGCAGUGGAUGCAGCACUCCUUCGGGGAUUGACUGUGGCAGUGGACGUAGUACCCCCUCUUCAAUUAGCACGGUUAGCUCCAUCUGUCCCACUGAGCUGAAAGCAGUGUCUAAGAUGGCCCCUAACGUUCCACUGGAAAUGGAGCUUCCUGGUGUCAAGAUUGUACAUGCUCAGUUUAACACACCCAUGCAGCUGUACUCAGAUGACAAUAUCAUGGAAACACUGCAAGGCCAAGUUUCUACAGCUCUGGGGGAAACACCCGUAAUGAGUGACCCAGCUCCCACGGCAGUGCCUCAGUCCGACGUGUACAGGAUGCUGCACUCCAACCAGGAGGAGCCCAGCCAACCCCGCCAGUCUGGCUCCUUUAAGGUGCUCCAGAAUUUAGUCUCCGAGGAAGAUGGACGUCCAGUAGGUACAAGAAGUGUGAAAGCACCUGUAACAAAGAUACCUACUGGCCUGCCCGGAGCCCAGAAAGUACCACAGUGUGACAAAUGUGGGAGUGGAAUACUAGGGACAGUGGUGAAGGCGCGUGAUAAAUACAGACACCCAGAAUGUUUUGUGUGUUCUGACUGCAAUCUCAACCUGAAACAGAAAGGCUACUUCUUUGUGGAGGGCCAGCUAUACUGUGAAGCUCAUGCACGAGCUCGCAUGAGGCCACCAGAGGGAUACGAAGCAGUUACUGUUUACCCAAAAUGCUAGUCUUACAUUAGCACACAAAUACAUGCAUGCACACAAGAAGCCAUUAACAGCUUAGAACUGCAGUACAACUGUCAGGACUUCUAUCUGAAUUAAAAGUAGCAGCUUUUAAACCUUCUCUUGUGGUUUUCCAAGUGAGGUGGAAGUCCCUAUUAAUCAGCAGUAAUGUACUAAGUAUGAAGUAAGACAGCUGUAAAGGAAUUUAAAAGAAACAAAACAAACAAAAAAAAAAAGCAAUUGAAAUAUCAGGGGUAUUACACAGUUACUGAAGUGUAUGCGCCCAAGUGCUGUAAUUAAGACAUUAUUUGUAACACAUGUUAAGUAUCUGAUAUCUGUACAAAUAGCAGACCAAUCAAAAGCCUCAUUGUGCUACAGGCUGGGCCCUACCAAAGGAACAAACCUGACCAGCUGUUAGAAAAGAAGCUAUUUUACAUGGAUAGUACAAAACAAUAGGAUGUUCGUGCCUGUUUCAACCAUCUAUUAUUCAGGUAUCGCUAAUGUGUGCCAAAAAUAGAUUCUGCUUACUUUGCUUUCAAUUUGUGGUUAUAUUUUCUUAAUUUUCUGUGCUAAGAAACAAAUGCCAUUUCAUACAAUAAAAUGGCUAGUAUCAUACUGAUCAUUAGUAAGAAGCAAAAUAAUUCUUUGCUGUUUAAUGAUUUGCAAUGAAAUCAGCUUUCAACUUUCACAUCAUUUAGCAGAAAAUUAUUUUGAGGCAGGCACACCGAUACAUUGGCUUUUGGGAAAAAGAAUUUCUUCUAUUAGGAACUCACUGCAAAUUAAGAAUGAAAAUAAAUUUAAAAGUCUUUCUACAGAAAAUGUUUUUCAUCAACUUUGUUUGUUCUUAGUCUAGAUUAUUCAAUUUCCUUAAUAGGAACAAUGGGGAAAAUAUCACCGUAGUAUCUUAAUUGCUGGUAAUUAAAACUUGGACAACUUUAAAAAUGACUGAUAAUUAAUAUAUGCAAAAGCAGGAUAUUUUAUUAAAAGCGUGGUGAACUCACAAGAACACAGUUUUUAAAUCCAUUUCUGAAUGUUUCUUAAGGGCUCCAUUGCUUUCAGGUAGCUAUGCCAGCUGCAUACACACACGCACGUGACAAACUUCACCUCAGCACCUUCCAGAAAUCCUUAACACAAUACUUAAAGUCAUAGCAGAAAUGAACAGCUCAGUGACAAAGAAUCUUACUUUCCUCACUCUAAAAUAUAAAAAACUUAAAAAGAAGAAUAAGGAAUCAAAAUAAGAAGCUGCAUAUAGUUACUACAGUUACUUUAAAACCUCAGAUGAGUCCCAAAGCCUGCAAUGCAAUGUUUGCAUAUUCAAAGACUUUAAAAGCAGUUUUGGUAUUAUUUCAGAAUUAAAAUCUUUUUUAAAUGUGUCACUGUAUUCAGAAUUUAAAUCUCCGUAUCAAAACCAUAUAGAGACACAUCCCCUUAAAGUUUAGCUAGUGGAUUAUUUUCUGGCACAAAACAUAAUUCUGUUCCUUAUGUAUCAUGAAGGCUAUAUGUAGUAUUUAUAUUUUUCCACUGAUAAAGACUAUAAAGUAGACCUGAAAAUCAUUUCGAAAGUGAGAGCGCACGUGUCUAUUUUUACAGACCUUCAAUGUGUCAUUGGUGUUUUUAAAUAAUUGCUUAUGUUCAUUUAUUUGUGGAGCAAUUGAAGGUAAAAAUAAAUGUACUAUAUAUGAUCAGGA